ACGCGAAAUUUCUUCCCUCACGAAAAUUCGAUUCCCGGAAACCCUAUUUUCUUCACCAUCGCUGUCAUGGAAGAUAGUUUCAGAGUGCGAGUGGACAGGGUGUUUGGUUCUCUAGCUUCGUCUUCUAAUUCGACUUCGUCCACUGCUGCGUCGUCUCUGAGCUCUCUGUGGUCUCUCACCGACGGUGAGAUUCAGAAGAGAGAAUGGAAUCGAAGCACGGGCAGCCCCGAGCCCGGGCCCGGGCCCGAGCCGGAACCCUACCAGUCGUUCUUCGAUGAUCGAGCAAGAGGGGCUGGGAAACGCCCUUCCAGUUUUCGAGAUGAGCUGGAGAAUGACCUGGAAGACCUUGACGAGGACGAAGAUGUCGAACCGAGGUCUCGUGGGCCUUCGAAGCCGGACGAUUAUGAUGACGAAGAGUGGGAAAUAAAGUCCGCCAUUGGCCGUGAUUGUACUCUGGAUUACGAGGAAGAAGAAGAUCAAUAUGACAAGCAAGCUGUCGGGAAAGAGAACUCUGGUGACCGCUUAUAUAUGAAGGAUAUAAAUGAUGAUGGGGUAGAAAUAAAUUCUUGCAAUGAGCUUCCUGCUACAUUUCGUGACUUUGUGAGAGACCCACGUGCCAAUCACUUGGCCGCCAAAAUUAGGCUGAAGGAGGAUGCUGAAGCAGCUGAAAAAAUUGAUGCAUUGCAAGUCUCUGAGAAAUCUGCGCCUGGGAGUGAUGAUGCACAGGGAAACACAUCUCUAGAUGGCACCAACCCAAAAUCAAUUUUGAAGAGGAAAGAUUUUCCUUCAGAGUCGAAACCCCCAAAACGUGUUCGAUUUGAUUCUCAAUAUGAUGAUAGAAGUAAUGAUGUAUCUGAGGGAGACAGCGACAUCUGUAUGAAGACCUCUUCGGCGCAAAAUGUCACAGCUUUUAAACAGUCAUCAGGCACGGAAGAGUUCAGAUCAGCAGUUCCAGAUUACAUUCGUAACCCCUCAAGAUACACGCAUUAUACUUUUGACACUUCAGGCGACAUGGACGACAAUUCUAAUAAGCAAGCUUAUAUGGAUUUUCUUUCUCAGCUGAAGAGAUCAAAGCCCUCCUCUGAAUCGCAGGCAGAUGAUGGAUUGGAGGAUCUUCCAUCAGUAACAUUUAUAUCAAAGAAGAAAUCAGGAGAUGCCACGAUGGUGGAGACUGAUGCCACGACAAAGCAAAACAUUGAGGGGGCGAAAGAGUUUACGCAUAGAAGAGGCGUGCCACUUAGCAUAGCUGCGGGUGAUACUGAAAAUAAUGAUGUUUGUGCCAUGGAGGAGGAUGAACCAGAAGCAAUAGAUUACGAAAAAGAGCUCUCAAAAAAUGAAUCGCCAGUACAGGAGGAAACCCCUGGAACUGGACGAACCUAUCUAGCAGCAGGAUAAAUGUCAGAGUCAAGAUUGCCGAUUUAUCAUGUCACGCGUCAGCACUUUAACGCGGCAAUGAUGCUGGGCAACCAAGACGGUAGUUCUAUGUACUUGAAUUCUCCACAACGCUUUUAAGGAUCAUAUAUUUUGGAAUAAUGAUGAGAAUACAAUUGCUGUACAUAUUGUUCUUACUAUGGUUUGUCCCGAAUUACCUGUCUCUUUUUAUUAUACUACCAAGAAAUUUACUCUUAAA
Neltuma alba is the source of this 1630-nucleotide messenger RNA. RefSeq names its product clumping factor B. Lineage: Eukaryota; Viridiplantae; Streptophyta; Magnoliopsida; Fabales; Fabaceae. The record is from RefSeq and is a predicted model, not a curated record.